GUCUCCGCGGUGUCGGAGGAGGAGGCGGCGGGCGGCGUCUCCGCGGCCGCGGGACGAUGGCUUCGCUCGGUCCGGCCGAUCCGGGCGAGCAGGGCCUGGGCUCCGAGGCGGAGGCGGGCGCCGCGGGGCCUCUUCCUCCUCCUCCGCCGCCGCUGCCGCCGCCACCGCCAUCGUCGUUGGCGCUGGGCCCCCUGCUGCCCCUGCAGCGGGAGCCGCUGUACAACUGGCAGGCGACCAAGGCGUCGCUGAAGGAGCGCUUCGCCUUCCUCUUCAACUCGGAGCUGCUGAGCGACGUGCGCUUCGUGCUGGGCAAGGGCCGCGCCGGCGUCUCCUCCGCCGCCGCCGCCGCCGCCGCGGGGGGCCCCCAGCGCAUCCCCGCGCACCGCUUCGUGCUGGCGGCCGGCAGCGCCGUCUUCGACGCCAUGUUCAACGGCGGCAUGGCCACCACGUCCGCCGAGAUCGAGCUGCCCGACGUGGAGCCCGCCGCCUUCCUGGCGCUGCUGAGAUUUCUGUAUUCAGAUGAAGUUCAAAUUGGCCCAGAAACAGUGAUGACCACUCUUUACACGGCUAAGAAGUACGCAGUGCCGGCCUUGGAGGCACACUGCGUGGAAUUUCUCACCAAACAUCUGAGAGCAGAUAACGCCUUCAUGCUGCUUACCCAGGCUCGACUAUUUGAUGAACCUCAGCUCGCUAGUCUUUGUCUCGAUACGAUAGAUAAAAGCACGAUGGAUGCGAUAAGUGCAGAAGGGUUUACUGAUAUUGAUAUAGACACACUGUGCGCAGUUCUGGAAAGAGACACACUUAGUAUUCGAGAAAGCCGGCUCUUUGGAGCUAUUGUCCGAUGGUCAGAAGCAGAAUGUCAGCGACAGCAGCUGCCUGUGAGUUUUGAAAACAAACAGAAAGUCCUAGGAAAGGCGCUGUCCCUAAUCCGGUUCCCGCUGAUGACCAUUGAGGAGUUCGCAGCGGGGCCUGCUCAGUCUGGGAUUCUGUCAGAUCGUGAAGUGGUGAAUCUCUUUCUCCACUUUACCGUCAAUCCUAAGCCCCGAGUGGACUACAUCGACCGGCCGCGGUGCUGCCUCCGCGGGAAGGAAUGCUGCAUCAACCGGUUCCAGCAGGUGGAGAGCCGCUGGGGCUACAGUGGGACCAGCGAUCGAAUCAGGUUCACAGUUAACAGAAGAAUCUCGAUAGUUGGAUUCGGUUUAUAUGGAUCUAUUCAUGGCCCCACGGAUUAUCAAGUGAACAUACAGAUCAUUGAAUACGAAAAGAAACAAACCCUGGGACAGAACGAUACCGGCUUCAGCUGUGACGGGAGCGCGAGCACGUUCAGGGUCAUGUUCAAGGACCCCAUCGAGAUCCUGCCCAACGUGUGCUACACCGCAUGCGCCACCCUCAAGGGUUCAGAUUCCCACUAUGGCACGAAAGGACUGAAGAAAGUCGUGCAUGAAACAUCUGCCAGCAAGACUGUUUUCUUCUUUUUCAGCUCACCUGGCAAUAAUAAUGGCACUUCAAUAGAAGACGGACAAAUACCGGAAAUAAUAUUUUACACCUAAUUUAACAUUCUAAAACAUCCUGGCUAAAUUGUACUACCCAGUCUAAAUCAGCGGCAUAAAAAAGACUGGCCACACAAAACAUUUGAGUGUUAUGAAUAUUUAUGAUUUUAAGAUGAGAAAGUUUCUAAGUGGAGAUAGAGAAAUGUUUAUUUAAAUCUCUGCAUCAUUGAAAGGCAGAUUUUCCAUUUUCUUAUAACCUUAGAGGAAAAGAAAACUAGAUUUGUUUAAAACACACACAGCUAUUUCAGCUUUAUCUUGUAUCAUUUCAUAAAUCCAACUGACUCGCGAUCUUUCAAGAGUUUCAUAAUUGAAAGAUUUUUGUGAUAUAGCUGAUUUGUUUUGUUUGAAUUAUUUUUUAAGGUUCUAUGAGAUGACAUGGGUCAGGUUUCCUGUAGAAUUCGUAUUCCUCUCAUUUCAGACAGUACGAAAACCGACCUUCUAUUUGGAGUUUUGAAAUACCUGUUUGUUAAACAUUUGGAAUAUUGCUAGAAAUAGGCCUUCCGAAUGCCCAAGAAAAUUUUUCAAUGCUUUUACAGAAAACGAUAUUUUGUAAUAGUAUAGUAACGUGCUACACAGUACAGUUUUCAACUACAAAUGGAGUUUGUACAAAUUCACAGUAACGGGAUAAAAUCAAGAAUCUAAAGCAAGGUCUAAGAUUGGAUUCUUUACCACUGAACCAAACCAUUACACCUGUCUGUCUGUAUGGAGAAUUCAUUGAGAUGGUGAUGGUGGUGGUGAGUAGAUAAACACACUUAAGGUCAACACUUAAGGUGACAAGCUUACACAGCACUUAAGCUGACAAGCUUACACAGCAUGAAACAGAAUGAAAUACUAACAUUUCUAACAACUACUUUGAAGUUUUAAAGAUCUCCAGCAUGUCACUCCUGCUGAAGUGACACCAUACAACGUCACCUACACACUUGUAUCUAAGACGCCAAACAUGUUUAAUAUUCAUGAUCUCACAAAUGUCAUAGGAACAGCCGUAGUAGGAAGGAUAAGACGUCUAUGUGGCAGAAUGAUAUUUAUACACUUUUUUAUAAAAGAGAAUUUUUAUAUGAAUGCCAUUCUUUUUUUCUUCUGAAAGCAAUUAUCUUAUAAAAACAUGUAUCAUUAAGUGUGAGUUGUGGAAGGUGUUAAAAAUCACAAGUCAAAAAGUAUCAGCUUACAUAGGAUUAAUUUUUUUCACAGCAUAGUAAUGAGUGUAACAUUUCUUUCGCUGUAUUUCACGGUGUAUUUAUAAGAAGGUCGUGAGAUAGCAUGUGGCAGAGGUCACUUGACUUUGCUGAUAAAAAGGGAACUUUUUCUCUCCCUCGUUUCAUGACCUUAAUGGUUUUAAACCUGAAUUAACUGGAGGAGCUGUGGGAUGAGUGGUUCUGGUUAACCAGCAAACACUGCACCAGCCACUGUGGAAAACACUUCUGCCUUAAACAGGAUGGUGUACUGGCGAUAAGCUCAUGUUUUUCAAUGUUUGAGGCAUUUCAAAUGCCUCCCGUAUGUUGCACUGAACAGUGAUUGUGACUGAAGGUAGCUAUAGCGGAGGCGCAAGAAAUGGGACUGUUUACUGAUAGGGGGCAUCCCUGGAAUUUUUAAAAAAUAAAUAUUAUCCAUUUA
Molecule: messenger RNA, 3161 nt
Organism: Pipistrellus kuhlii (Kuhl's pipistrelle)
Lineage: Eukaryota; Metazoa; Chordata; Mammalia; Chiroptera; Vespertilionidae
Gene: BTBD1
Product: BTB domain containing 1
Exons: 8
Coding region: 57-1550 (497 amino acids)
Biological process (GO): neurogenesis
Cellular component (GO): P-body; cytosol
Molecular function (GO): protein binding
Source: RefSeq, a predicted model, not a curated record